Acaulospora morrowiae is the source of this 1446-nucleotide messenger RNA. The record is from the annotation of a GenBank genome assembly. NCBI's taxonomy places the organism in Eukaryota, Fungi, Glomeromycota, Glomeromycetes, Diversisporales, Acaulosporaceae.
GAAAGGUCGUAACCAGAUUUCCUCCUGAGCCUAGUGGAUAUCUUCAUAUUGGUCAUGCUAAAGCAGCAAUGUUAAACCAAUAUUUUGCUCGAGAGUACAAAGGAAAAAUGAUUGUCAGAUUUGACGAUACAAAUCCUAGUAAAGAAAAGGAGGAGUUUGAAGAAUCGAUCAAAGAGGAUCUGGCCCUUCUCGGUAUACAUGCAGAUUUGCAGACUUAUACAUCUGACCACUUUGAGGAGCUUUACCAGUUUGCCAUUAAAAUGAUCAAAAAGGGAUUAGCAUAUGUGGAUGAUACUGAUGUUAAUACGAUGCGCGAACAAAGAAUGGAUGGUAUUGAUUCUAAAUGUCGAGAUUUAUCAAUCGAAAAAAAUCUUCAAAGGUUUGAUGAAAUGACAAAAGGCACCGAGUUUGGUUUAAGUUGUUGCCUGCGUGCGAAAAUUGACAUGAAAAAUCCAAACAAGGCUUUACGUGACCCCGUUAUUUACAGAUGUAAUUUGCUGCCUCAUCAUCGUACGGGGAAUAAGUGGAAACUUUAUCCAACAUACGAUUUUGCGUGCCCAAUUGUUGAUUCUUUGGAGGGUGUUACUCAUGCCUUGAGAACUAAUGAGUAUCGGGAUCGUAACGCACAAUAUGAGUGGAUGCUUCAGGCAUUAGAUCUGAAAAAAGUUCAUAUAUGGGAUUUCAGUCGGAUGAAUUUUGUAUACACUUUGCUAUCAAAACGAAAACUCCAAUGGUUUGUCAAUGAAGGUCUUGUUGAAGGAUGGGAUGAUCCAAGAUUUCCCACUGUUCGCGGCAUACGCAGACGCGGGAUGACUGUGGAGGCUUUGAGACAAUACAUUCUUACACAAGGUGCAUCGCAAAAUACUGUGAUGCUUGAAUGGGAUAAAUUGUGGGCAUUAAAUAAAUCAGUUAUUGACCCACUGGCUCCAAGACAUACUUCUAUUCUCAAACAGAACCUUGUCAAAUUCAAAAUACAAGAUGGUCCUGAAAAUCCUCAUUCUAAGGACUUACCAAAGCAUAAAAAAAAUGCUGAUGUUGGGAUGAAAAAAACCUGGUAUUCUUCGACCAUUUUUAUUGAUCAAGACGACGCCAAGACGUUUGAAAUUGAUGAAGAGAUCACACUUAUGGAUUGGGGAAAUGUCAUAGUCAAAGCUCUUCACAAAUCAGAUUCCAAUUCAGAACUGAUCUCCACUGGAGAAUUACAAUUACAUUUAGAGGGUGAUUUUAAAAAAACCAAAAAGAAGAUUACUUGGUUGGCUGAUACUCCUGAAGUAGUUGAAGUAAUGUUGGUUGAUUAUGAUUACUUGAUUAAUAAACGUAAAUUAGAAGAGAAUGAUGAAGUAGAGGACCACGUGACCAAAAAGACAGAAUUCCUAACGGGUGCCAUUGCCGAUUCGAAUGUAAAAGACUUGAAAAAAGGUGACAUAAUCCAAUUCGAGCGUAGAG